UGCUCUCCUUCAAGUCUCGCUUCGCUUCGGAGAGGCUUUCUUUUGUCAUUUUAUCUUCACAAACAAAUAAUACAUCACUGUCACAGACAGUGAGAGGGUUUCCUAAAACCUUAAAAUCCACGAAAGUCAGACACCAUGUAUAGAGCUGCUCUUUCCCGUUUCAGGGCUCUUAAGGGCCGCACCGGUAAUUUGACAGCUGCUCGAUACUCUACUUCAAGUGCUGUUGCUGCUUUGGAUACGCCAUUAGAUGGUGUUUCCCUUCCACCCCCAUUACCUGAUUAUGUUUCACCCAGUGAAACUAAGAUUAAAACCCUCUCAAAUGGUGUGAGAAAAUCAUCGGAGCUUUUACCGACUCUGGCUGCCUCCAUUGGCUUAUUCAUUAAUUGUGGUUCCAUUUAUGAGACACCGAUAUCAUCUGGUGCCUCCCACUUGCUGGAGCGAAUGGCAUUCAAGAGCACGACAAACCGAAGCCAAUUGCGCGUUGUUAGGGAAGUUGAGGCAAUUGGAGGUAACACAUCGGCCUCGGCCUCUAGGGAGUGCAUGACAUACACCUGUGAUGCCCUUAAAACCUAUGUUCCUGAAAUGGUAGAAUUGCUUAUUGACUGUGUGCGGAACCCCGCUUUUUUGGACUGGGAAAUUAAUGAAGAGUUGCAAAAGAUGAAAGCUGAAUUGGAUGAGGUUUUGAAAAACCCCGAGCGCUUAAUUUUGGAGGCAGUUCACUCCGCUGGUUACUCUGGUGCACUGGCCAAUCCCCUCUUGGCUUCUGAAUCAGCAAUAGACAGAUUGGACAGUGGCAUUUUGGAAGAAUUCAUUACUGAGAACUAUAAGGGGAAUAGAAUUGUCCUGGCAGCAUCGGGCAUUGAAAAUGAAGAGCUUCUUCAGAUUGCUGAGCCACUUCUUUCGGACAUCCCGGCCGGACCCCAACCAAAAGAGCCAAAAUCUGUUUACGUUGGUGGUGAUUUUCGUCAACGAGCUGAUUCACUGAGUACCCAUUUCGCUCUUGCUUUUGAAGUACCUAGUGGCUGGAAUAACGAGAAAGACUCUGUCACUUUGACUGUAAUGCAGAUGCUUAUGGGAGGAGGUGGCUCAUUUUCAACUGGGGGUCCCGGGAAAGGGAUGCACUCUCGGCUAUAUCUCCGUGUAUUGAAUGAGUAUCAGCGGAUCCAUUCUUUCUCUGCAUUCAACAGCAUCUUCAAUAACACGGGACUGUUUGGCAUAUAUGGCAGCACGAGCUAUGAUUUUGUGUCAAAAGCAGUAGACAUAGCAGCAGAAGAAUUACUCUUGCUGGCAACCGAAGGAUCGGUUUCUCGGCUAAUGAUAAAGCGUGCUCAAGAGGCUACAAAAUCAGCAGUACUGAUGAAUCUAGAAUCUAGAAUGAUUGUAGCUGAAGACAUCGGAAGGCAGAUUUUGACGUACGGAGAAAGGAAACCCGUACAUUCGUUCUUAAAGAUGGUGGAUGAAGUCACGCUGCAGGAUAUUACCAAUAUGGCUAAGAAGCUUAUAUCCUCGCCUCUAACCAUGGCAUCUUAUGGUGACGUCUUACAAGUCCCUAACUACGAAUCCGUUAGCGGCAAGUUUCGUGCAAAAUGAGUGCACCAUGAAUUCUCAGCCGGAGAUAAGAGUUUACGGUGCCAGCGGCAACCGAAGCAGCUAUCUCCCCACACUUUUUUCCCCUCAAGUUUGUUUCACUUUCUAACUUUACCGGUCGGUGAAACUUUUAACUAGCCGUUCUCGGUUUUGAACUCGGGUUAUCGAGUUGCAAGAACAAGGUCUCGAGGAGUAUU
Molecule: messenger RNA, 1784 nt
Organism: Hibiscus syriacus
Lineage: Eukaryota; Viridiplantae; Streptophyta; Magnoliopsida; Malvales; Malvaceae
Product: mitochondrial-processing peptidase subunit alpha-like
Exons: 12
Coding region: 136-1590 (484 amino acids)
Biological process (GO): proteolysis
Cellular component (GO): mitochondrion
Molecular function (GO): metal ion binding; metalloendopeptidase activity
Source: RefSeq, a predicted model, not a curated record